CAUAAAUUAAGAUACCAACAAUUUAUUGAAGCAUGUACAUACUAGAAUGAAAGAUAGUACAUUAUUUCAUAUAAAAAUACAUCUAUGGUGACGCUUGACUUGGAAAAAUAGAUGUUCAAUUUGUCAUGAGCCAGCUUAGAUUGGGCGGGAAAAAGAGGAAAAAAUAAUGGUAGCUUCUGUGAUUCAGUCUUAAUAAGCCGUCCAAUAUACAAAAACUUCACAAAAGUCCAAUAAGAAGAGACACAUACAUGAAAACAAAAAUAGGAGAAAAAGAAAAAACCAAAAGGCAUUCAUCGUCGUGUAUGAACUAGGCUGUAAGAUGCUCUAUUUCCUCUUGCCAACAAAAUUUGAAAUAAGGCAGACCCCAGCAGUUACAUGUACGUUUCUGUCAUUAAACAAUUAACUGUAGCCAUGUCCUUCCAUUUUGAUCGAAAGCUGAUCUCUGAAUCUUUUGAUAAUUCCACCAGCAAAACUUGUAGCAGCUAUUAUUGCAACCCAGAGGUGUAUCGUUCUAUAGUUUGUCCGCUGCGAUGUUUUAAUACUUGCCCGCGUAUCUGUCUGCUUCCAGAAUUCGAACCAUCACCACCAAAUUUCACACCUAAAGUUACUCUUCCGCAUUCUCCAAAUAAACACACUGUUUCCAUCUUCUUGAUCCUUCUAAUUUCAGUCUUAGGCAUUGCCGUCUACAUAUUCUGUGCCUACGCCAUCCACAAAUUCAGCAACUCAAGAACUUCUUCACAACCGGAGCAACAAGUAGUAGGAGGAGGAGGAGAAGAAGAGUUAAGUGAUAUUCAAACGGUGGGUCUUCAGCAAUCAGUCAUCAGCGCCAUCACAAUCCGCAAGUAUAAAAAAGGUGAAGGGCUAAUUGAAGGAACAGAGUGCUCUGUUUGCUUGAGUGAGUUUCAAGAAGAUGAAACUCUUAGGAUUUUGCCAAAGUGUAACCAUGCUUUUCACAUACCUUGCAUUGACACUUGGCUCGAAUCACACAUCAAUUGUCCCAUGUGCCGUGCCGACAUUGUCAUCACAAUUCCCACCACUUGCAGCUUUCAUUGAGCAAAACGUGUGACCAGCUCAUCUAACAGCUUAAAUUGUUGAGAAACAUAUUUUUAUUUACCUUUACAGCAUGACAUGGCUCUUAGCUUAUAGUCAAACUUAAUUCUUUUCCAUGAGCUAAAUACUUGGUUUUUUAUAAUGGAUAGCUAUGCGAUUCAAACUCAGGAUCUUUGCCACUUAACAUACCAAUGAAAUCUGUGACACUCUUAUCCAAAAACUAAGUUACUAGACAAAGUACACUUUAUUUUUUUAGUUAUCUCUAUAUUGCAGAAAAUUAAGCGCUAAGACUUGGACGAGGAGAUUCGUGCAGAAAAUUUCAGAAAAUGCCACGGAAUUAAGGAUUGACAUUCGAAAUGAAGACGAGUCAGGAGAUCUAAGUACUUUGGGUAUCAGUGUAAGUUCAAAGGAAGAUGUGGUGAAUGCUCCUGAAGUCUGAAGGAGAGUUAAAUAAGGUACAUGAUGGAAGAUGUGCUUAAACAGCGGAAGCAAAAAUGCAUAAACUUUGCAUGUGAGAUAGACAAGAUACAUAUCAAAUUUUAUUCAAACAUAAAUCGAGGAAUACCUCUUGAAGUGUGUGAUAAUCCCAUGAACAUCUUUGAUCCACAAUCUUCAGUUGUGUGAUCCCAGUAACAACAGGACUUAAGACUCGUGUGAGAAAGUCAGGAUCUCAGAG
This is a messenger RNA of Solanum stenotomum, 1726 nucleotides long. RefSeq names its product RING-H2 finger protein ATL54. NCBI's taxonomy places the organism in Eukaryota, Viridiplantae, Streptophyta, Magnoliopsida, Solanales, Solanaceae. The transcript has a single exon. Gene Ontology annotation, biological process: protein ubiquitination. Bases 376 to 1053 code for a protein of 225 amino acids. The record is from RefSeq and is a predicted model, not a curated record.